Triticum urartu is the source of this 857-nucleotide messenger RNA. RefSeq lists its product as uncharacterized. The record is from RefSeq and is a predicted model, not a curated record. NCBI's taxonomy places the organism in Eukaryota, Viridiplantae, Streptophyta, Magnoliopsida, Poales, Poaceae.
GGCUCCGACACGGGCCGUCUCCAUCACAGAUUCCGAGAGCUCCCAAGGUCGCGCCGCGGCUCCUACCCCGCCUCCCCCACCGUAUCCCGCCGGUCGCUCGCCUCGCCCCGCCGCCGCCGCCGCAGGUCGACAUGGGGUUCGUGUCCUUCGCCGGGAGGGUCCUCUUCGCCUCCGUCUUCCUCCUCUCCGCCUACCAGGAGUUCACUGAAUUUGGAACUGAUGGCGGGCCAGCUGCAAAGAAUCUUGCGCCUAAGUUUAACAGUUUCACCAAAAAUAUUUCUGUACACCUCGGAGUUGUGGUGCCUCAUGUAGAGUUGAAGCAUGUGAUUGCUGCUACCAUUGGUCUGAAGGGUCUGGGUGGUCUCCUGUUUAUCGUCAGCAGUUCAUUUGGUGCUUAUCUCCUGGCUCUCUACCUUGCUUUCAUCACGCCCGUCGUCUAUGACUUCUACAACUACGACAUGGAGAAGGCUGAAUUUGUGCAGAUCUUCAUGAAGUUCACACAGAACCUGGCGCUGUUUGGAGCCCUUCUCUUCUUCCUGGGCAUGAAGAACUCGGUCCCCAAGAGGCAGGCCAAGAAGAAGGCCCCCAAGUCCAAGACAACUUAGAUAGUUGCGGAGAAGACUCUUAUUUAACAAAGAAGCUACCGUACCUGGUUCUCUUAUAUGUGUAAUCGGAUCCGUUUUUGAAGGGGGGUGCAGGCCUUACGAGGUGUGGGUGGCGGUUUAGGCGACUAGAUUGUGUAUCAUUAUUAUUAUGUGCUACUUCCGAUUUGAUUGUUGUAGGGCUAAAGAUUGUUAUCCCAUUUGUUUAUUUUGCAACCAAUAUUGUUACUGAUGGAAAGGAUGUUACCAAGGUCA